UUUUUAUAACCUAUGGAUGAGCUUUCAGAGCUUGAACGCUUAGAACAGAAGAUUACACUUGCUUUGUAUGAAAUUGAUGCUAAUUUUAAUCGUUGCCAUCGAAUUGUUACGACAAAGAUUUUGCCUAUUAUCGAGGGCUAUGCUGAGCAUUCUCGGCGUAUCUGGGAGAAUUCGAAGUUUUGGAAACAAUUCUUUGAAACCAGUGCUAAUGUCUCACUUUCGGGUUAUGAAGAAUUAUCUCAAGAAAUAUCAGGGUUAGAAGAAACAAGUAUAGAUGCAGGAGACAUAGGAGGAAUAACAGAAGGAAUAAUUGGAGGAACAUCGGAAGCCAAUGUCAUAGGUGAUACACCAUGGACUUCUACACCUCUUGAUAUCUCUACACCUCAUGCUACUUUACCAAUGACAACGUCGGAUGCUAUUACGUCGUCACCGGUAGGUGGAUCAUUAACACCCCUUAUGUCACCAGCAACACGUAUUAAGAAGGAAAAUCCAUUACUACAUCGUGUUUUGGAUAGUACAUGGCGUCUUCAAGUAACACCUCAUAUACCUUUUGUUCAAUCAUCGAUAUCUUCAUCAUCUCCAGCAUUUACAUCAUGGUUUACAAAAGCUAAUUUAGAAACGCGAGAAGAAGAGGAUGAUUUGGAUGCAUCUUUACCAAUUGGUUUGUCACCGCCAGUGACAAUGCAAUUUUCAUUACCACCUUCGAAACUAUUGAAAACGCCAGCACGUGAAGCGGCGCGCUAUGUUGUGGAUGAUAUUUUACAAACGGUAGGGGCAGAAAAAAGCUCAACUCGUCCAGAUAUAUUCGCACGUGUUGAUGAAGAAAGUCCGUUAGCUUUGGUUGAUCAGAGUGGAGUUAAUCGGGUACACACUCUUAUAGAUGAAUAA
This is a messenger RNA of Pneumocystis murina B123, 888 nucleotides long. RefSeq lists its product as hypothetical. Gene Ontology annotation, cellular component: mitotic spindle; DASH complex; mitotic spindle pole body. NCBI's taxonomy places the organism in Eukaryota, Fungi, Ascomycota, Pneumocystomycetes, Pneumocystales, Pneumocystaceae. The record is from RefSeq and is a predicted model, not a curated record. The coding region runs from base 13 to 888 and encodes 291 amino acids. Gene Ontology annotation, biological process: attachment of spindle microtubules to kinetochore. The transcript is spliced from 4 exons.